CAGAAGGUGACCGUGGAAUUUCUUCGGGUAUCUUCAGCGAAUCGCCAAGAACCAUGGAGCGAGCGUCAAGGCUGCUGCAGCACAUCGCCACUGGUGCUGCAUUGAACCGCCAGGAUGAGGAUGUGGUCAUUUUGGGGUGCAAGCGCACGCCAAUCUGCAAAGCAAAGCGCGGCGGCUUCCGCGACACCCCAGCAGGCGACCUCCUUGAAGCAGUGCUGAGAUCGGUGGUGGAGGAAGCAGGCAUCGCAUCGGAAGAAGUGGAAGACGUUGUCGUCGGUAAUGUCCUCGCAGAUCAGGGCAUCUUGAUGGCCCGCACUGCGCAGUUGCUGGCAGACAUCCCGCACACUGUGCCGACCGUUACCCUCAACAGACAAUGCGCCUCCGGCCUUCAGGCGAUUAUGACUGUCGCAGGAGAGAUUCGCACGGGCACCAUUGAUCUCGGCAUCGGCGCAGGCGUCGAGUCAAUGUCUGAGCGAUCAAUGGAUCAAAUCAGGCCAAAGGUGUGCGAACCUCGACUUGCGAGCCGUCGAGGAUCGAUUAAAAGGAUCUCGCCCGGUCUCGCAGACAAAUCAUCGGCCUCGGGUUCCGGAAAGAGGCUUCGACGCAAGCUUACGUAUCUCCUGCGGGCUGCAAAGGCCCAAGCCAGCAACGGAUUCGUACGAGAAAUCGUUCCGACGCUCUCGCGCGUGAAGGGCGAGGAUGGGGAGCUGGUGCCGGGGCCCGUGGUGGUCGAGGACGAUGGCAUCCGUCCCCAGACAACAGCAGAGAAACUGGGCAAACUGAGACCCGCGUUUAAGCCCGACGGCAGCACAACAGCAGGCAACAGUAGUCAAGUGAGCGAUGGUGCAGCGGCGGUACUGCUUGCGUCACGGCGGAAAGCGCGCGAACUCGGGCUCCAGCCACGAGCACGCAUCGUUGCAUCGGCGGUGUGCGGGGUGCCCCCCGAUAUCAUGGGCAUCGGCCCUGCUGUUGCCAUCCCAAAGGUGCUGGAGAAAGCAGGCAUGCGCAUGGACGACAUUGACGUGUUUGAAAUUAACGAGGCGUUCGCCAGCCAGGCCGUGUACUGCGUGGAGGAGCUUGGUGUUCCUCGGGAGAAGCUGAACCCGCGCGGUGGCGCCAUUGCUCUCGGUCACCCGCUCGGGUGCACGGGCGCGAGGCAAGUGGUGACGCUCAUUCACUAUCUUGAGGACAACAACCUCAACACGGGCAUCGUGUCCAUGUGUGUUGGCAUGGGCAUGGGCGCUGCAGCCAUCAUCGCCCUCGAGCACUGAGCAUUGUGUUGUUGUUGGUUAAGCCGGUGUUGUUGUUGUUGAAGUUGGUGUGUUGUUUAAGUUGUUGUUUAAGUUGUUGUUGUUGUUUAAGUUGUUGUUGUU
Messenger RNA from Salpingoeca rosetta, 1373 nucleotides. RefSeq names its product Acaa1a protein. The transcript is spliced from 12 exons. The record is from RefSeq and is a predicted model, not a curated record. Bases 54 to 1271 code for a protein of 405 amino acids. Gene Ontology annotation, molecular function: acetyl-CoA C-acyltransferase activity. NCBI's taxonomy places the organism in Eukaryota, Choanoflagellata, Craspedida, Salpingoecidae. Gene Ontology annotation, biological process: phenylacetate catabolic process; fatty acid beta-oxidation. Gene Ontology annotation, cellular component: peroxisome.